UAUUUCCCGUCGGACAGUAAUGUGGUGCUGGAAUCACUUCCGGUGAGGUCUCACAACAACAUCCGUCGGAGUUUAAUGUGCAGUUAUGCUCCCAAAAUAAAGUUAGCACGGCGAAAGCCCGCGUCUGGAGUUAGUCUGAGUCACAUGGGAACCAAACAGUCUGUGAACAGUUUCAGAAGUCCAGAAAAAACUUUAGUUCCGCUUAUUUAGGACGCGCCAUGAAGAGGGUUUACAGCCGCCUGCCGGUGUGGAUCGUGGAGGACCACCACGACGUGGUGUCACACAUCUACCGGGCCAUGGGGUCCAGACACCUCCCGCUCCGGGACCUAAAGAUGGUUCACCUGGACUCGCACCCGGACCUGCUCAUCCCCGUCAACAUGCCCGCAGACACGGUCUUUGACAAGGAGGAGCUGUUCAGUAACCUGAGCAUAGAGAACUGGAUCAUGCCCAUGGUGUACGCGGGUCACGUGGGGUGCGUGGCCUGGGUUCACCCCUACUGGGCCCAGCAGAUCCGGGAGGGGGAGCACAGCAUGGCUGUGGGCCGGGACUCCUCCACCACCACCAUCAGGGUGACCAGUACGGACGACUACUUCCUGAGCGACGGCCUCUACGUGUGUGAGGACCAGCUGGAGAACGCAAAGCCUCUCAGACUGUUCGUGGUCAGAGUGAACCCGGUCCAACCAGGAGAGGGAGCCCUCACAGGACAAAACAGUGGGAAGGACACAGAUCCAACUUUAGCAAAGAGAACCCGGUUAGAGAGGAGUAAGGAUGGACACCCCAGCCCCCCACAGUCUCCAGAAACCAGAGAAAGACCUCAGACAACCACAGAGAGCCUCAAUCCGACCAGAGAGAGCCUCAAUCCGACCAGAGAGAGGCUCCAGCCAACCACAGAAGAAGAAAAGAGCAGAGAGAGGCAGGACUCAGACGGAGGUGAGGGGGAAGGAUCCCCCGGUUACGUAGUUGAGAAAAUAUCUGCCUUUCUCCAGGACUCAGACCCAUACAUACUGGACAUCGAUCUGGAUUUCUUCUCCUGUAAAAACCCCUUCAAGGAGUUAUACACAGAGGAGGAGUUCUCCAUCCUGAAGGAGCUGUACAGCUUCAGAAGGCCCCGGCGGGACGCCGACCAGGAGGAGCUGGUGGAGUGUGUGGACGCCCGCGUGCGUCAGCUGGAGGACCUGGAGGUGGCGUUUGCUGACCUGCUGGAGGACGACGGGGACGAGACCCUAACCCGACUUGCCCGUUGCUCCGGCAUGGCCUCAUUAGCCCGUCUGGUCUCCAGCCUGAAGUCCAGGAACCCUAACCCUGAUUAUGAGAUGGUGCACCAGGCGGGUCUGACCUGUGACUCCAUGGAGCUUCCUCACCACGUCAGCUCAGACCUGGAGAUCGACCGGAUGCUGUUAGCUGUAAAGCUGUUCCUGGAGGCCCUGCCCAAACCCACUCUGGUGACCAUGUCCAGGUCCAGUCUGGACGAGUACUGCCCGGCGGAGCAGGUGGACUCCGUCCAGAGACGAGUCCUGGAGGUCCUGCAGAACCUGUACGGAGAUCUGGACGUCCAGGAGGACUACAGGAGUAACCAUAGCAACCAGACUGACCAGGAACAGAGCACCAGUCAGCAGUAGAGAACAGGAAGGAGGCGUUUAAUAACCUGGAUGUUUAAUAACCUGGAUAUGUUUAAUAACCUGGAUAUAUGAGGAAACACUGAGAGCUGCUACACAUCCACUAACAUGGAUUUAAAUGAACCAUAACCUGAUCUGAAACGUACAAAACAACUAUUGAAUAAUAAAGACAACCCACUGGUGUUUGCUUUGAUUGGGAUUUAUUUUUAUUAAAACUGGACUGUUUCUGUUAGUGGUUUAUAGGUUAUAGCACACAUCUGUAGCUCAGGAGGACUACAGACCGCCCUCUUUAUGGGCUGUUGGUGUUUGGCUGCUGACUUCCUCUGUCAACAUGUCCUUGUGUAAGGUGUAUUUAUGGGGAAGCAGCCUGAUGGUGUAAUGG
This is a messenger RNA of Menidia menidia (Atlantic silverside), 1998 nucleotides long. The record is from the annotation of a GenBank genome assembly. Lineage: Eukaryota; Metazoa; Chordata; Actinopteri; Atheriniformes; Atherinopsidae.